UCUCUUCCUCUAUUUUUUAUUUUCUCUGUUCUCGCCGGAGAAAAGCUGCCCAAUGGACCGCCGGCGUUCUGUCCGACCACCGCGUCCCAACGCCGUGCAGGAUGGUGGUGCUGCCACCUGUACCUUCAGUCGGAACGAACAAAACGCAUCGGCGCCCGAACAUCAACACUUGAAAACUGCAUCGCCUAAAGCUUCCGAUGCUCUUCCCCUUCCUCUCUACCUCACCAACACAAUCUUCUUCACCCUUUUCUUCUCCGUCGCUUAUUAUCUUCUUCACCGAUGGCGCGAUAAGAUCCGAAACUCUACACCACUUCACGUCGUUACGCUCUCCGAAAUCGCCGCCAUUGUUUCUCUCAUGGCUUCCUUCAUCUAUCUUCUUGGAUUUUUCGGUAUUGACUUCGUUCAGUCUUUCAUAGCGCGUUCCUCUUCCGAUGCCUGGGAUCUUGAAGAUGAAAUUGAUCGAACUCUUCUCAUCGAUAACAAUCGCUAUGCUGCACCUCGUUCCGCCUCUGCUGUCGCUUUGCCCUCCAAAGUGGUCGACGCCGAGGUUUUGAAUGCAAUUCCAUUGCCGGAGGAGGAUGAAGAGGUUGUGAAGAUGGUUGUGGAUGGUUCUGUUCCUUCGUACUCGUUGGAAUCGAAACUUGGGGAUCCGAAACGAGCCGCUUCCAUUCGCCGUGAGGCACUGCAGAGGAUGACUGGAAGGUCGAUCCAUGGGCUUCCAUUUGAAGGAUUCGAUUAUGAGUCUAUUUUAGGGCAGUGCUGCGAAAUGCCUGUUGGGUAUGUUCAGAUUCCGGUGGGAAUAGCGGGACCGUUGUUGCUGGAUGGAUUCGAGUACACUGUGCCGAUGGCUACGACGGAGGGUUGCUUAGUGGCCAGCACCAAUAGAGGUUGCAAAGCGAUCUAUGCGUCUGGUGGAGCAACGAGCAUGUUGUUGAAAGAUGGGAUGACCAGAGCGCCGGUUGUAAGAUUUGGGAGCGCCAAAAGGGCAUCUGAAUUGAAAUUUUUCUUAGAGGAUCCUGAUAAUUUUGAUACCUUGGCCGUCGUUUUCAACAGGUCUAGUAGAUUUGCUAGGCUUCAAAGUAUCCGAUGCUCUAUUGCUGGGAAGAAUCUUUAUGUAAGAUUUUGUUGCACCACAGGCGACGCCAUGGGAAUGAAUAUGGUGUCUAAGGGUGUCCAGAAUGUCCUUGAAUUUCUUCAACAUGAUUUCUCAGAUAUGGAAGUCAUUGGUAUCUCCGGGAACUUUUGUGCUGACAAGAAACCUGCUGCCGUAAAUUGGAUUGAAGGACGAGGAAAGUCUGUGGUCUGUGAGGCAGUAAUAAAGGAUGAGGUGGUGAGGAAAGUAUUGAAAACCAGUGUUGCGAGUCUAGUAGAGCUCAACAUGCUUAAGAAUCUAACUGGAUCUGCAAUGGCUGGCGCCCUUGGUGGUUUUAAUGCUCAUUCCAGCAAUAUUGUAUCUGCUGUUUUCUUAGCAACUGGUCAAGAUCCAGCACAAAAUGUGGAGAGUUCUCACUGCAUCACUAUGAUGGAACCUGUUAACAACGGCAGAGAUUUGCAUAUCUCUGUCACAAUGCCUUCCAUUGAGGUUGGUACUGUUGGAGGUGGAACUCAACUUGCAUCUCAAUCCGCUUGUUUGAAUCUUCUUGGUGUGAAGGGUGCUAGCAAAGAGUCUCCGGGAGCUAACUCAAGGCUUUUAGCCACCAUUGUGGCUGGCUCUGUUCUUGCAGGUGAGCUAUCCCUCAUGUCUGCUAUAGCAGCUGGACAACUGGUGAGGAGUCACAUGAAAUACAAUAGAUCUAGCAGAGAUGUAUCAAAACUUGAAUCAUAAAAGGUAUUAGAUCAACAAAAUGGUGGGAUCCAGUAGAGAUAGAAAUAAAAGGGGAAAAGAUUUGGAUCUUUUUGGUGGAAGUAGCAAAGGAAAUAUGGCUUCUGGCUGGUUUACAUGUGAUUUCCAGAGACUAGCCUAGCUGGAAGGUGGCCCCCAUCGAGGAAGACAUGCAACAUGGUUGGAUGAAGCUCAUUCCAUUCUGUGGUUCAUCUGGACGUAUUGUGUGCCCCCACGAAGAUAUUCGGUGUGUUAUCUAUCGUUUGUUUUGCAAAGAAAAGGAAAAAAAAAAAAAGAAAGAAUAAUAUAUAUAUAUAUAAUAUAUAUAUAUAUAAAUAUAUAUAUAUAUAUUCUCAUUCGUUAGCUUUCCUGACAUUUGAAAAACUUGAUGAUUCUGGUUGGUGUUGUUAUCUGUUUGUAGAUUUGUAGACGAUGGUGGGGGAAAAGAGGGGCUUAGUUUUUAUGUAUGAUAUCUAUGUUUCUUUGUACGUAUUGCUUUGGUCAAGUUGUGGUGGUGGUUGUUGUAACUUCGUUAUGGUUGUAAAACCUUUAUAACUUCAGACUGUGGUCCUAAAUCAUUCACUGUAUUUCUAUGGUGUAUGGUUUUUGUCUCUAUUGGCGGUGUUUGGGAUUGAAAAUGAUAUUGAGCUUACCGGCAGGUUGCUUUAUUGUUUAA
This is a messenger RNA of Cucumis sativus (cucumber), 2498 nucleotides long. RefSeq names its product 3-hydroxy-3-methylglutaryl-coenzyme A reductase 1. The record is from RefSeq and is a predicted model, not a curated record. Gene Ontology annotation, cellular component: peroxisomal membrane; endoplasmic reticulum membrane. Bases 53 to 1825 code for a protein of 590 amino acids. Lineage: Eukaryota; Viridiplantae; Streptophyta; Magnoliopsida; Cucurbitales; Cucurbitaceae. The transcript is spliced from 4 exons. Gene Ontology annotation, biological process: isoprenoid biosynthetic process; sterol biosynthetic process; coenzyme A metabolic process. Gene Ontology annotation, molecular function: hydroxymethylglutaryl-CoA reductase (NADPH) activity; protein binding.